This is a messenger RNA of Phyllostomus discolor (pale spear-nosed bat), 1440 nucleotides long. It is a transcript of the gene GLI4, whose product is annotated as GLI family zinc finger 4. The coding region runs from base 181 to 1335 and encodes 384 amino acids. Gene Ontology annotation, molecular function: DNA-binding transcription factor activity, RNA polymerase II-specific; RNA polymerase II cis-regulatory region sequence-specific DNA binding. The transcript is spliced from 4 exons. The record is from RefSeq and is a predicted model, not a curated record. Gene Ontology annotation, biological process: regulation of transcription by RNA polymerase II. Lineage: Eukaryota; Metazoa; Chordata; Mammalia; Chiroptera; Phyllostomidae.
AUCGCGGGCCUCGGGGCCGCCGAGGCCGCAGUCCUCCGGGCGCCCAGAGCGGCCGGAAGUGCGCUCGGCCGGGGCGGGGCGGGCGCGGGUUCACUUCCGGCCGGCGCGGGCGCGAGCGCGGCGGCCGCCCCGGGCUCCGAAGGUCCCGGGAGAGCACACCUUCAUCAGGCCUUGGGGACGAUGGCGGCCCCGGGGGGCUGUCAGCAGCCCCCUCGUGUCCCGUCCCCUGUGAGUCUCAAGUCACCGGGGACCCCUGGAGCCCACCACCCGGAGGCCCAGCUCCGCUCCCACGGUCGACAGCACGGCUCCCUCGGCCGAAGCCCUGGGGUGCUCUCCCAGCCCCCGUGGGAGGAGGAGCUGUCAGGAGACACGGAGGGGGUCCAGGGGGGCAGGGACACCUGCCGGCCGGAUUCCGAAGCGGAGCCCGAGCAGGCUCUGCCGUCUCCGCAGCUGCAGGAUGCCGGACACGAGGUGGACCAGGACGGAGGGGCACUGCGGACCCUUCUGAGGGGUCUGCCCUGCAGACCCCAGUGUGCAGGCAGCCUCGGACAGGAGGCCGGCUCGGAGCAGCGUGCAGGCCAGCCGCCCAGAGCCGGCGGGUCCUGCCUGCCCAAGAGGGGCGCCUGGCGCAUGACGACGCUCAGGCCGCUGGGAGCCUCGGGGACGGCGGGCGGCUCGGAGCUGGGGGACAGCUUCGGCCGGGGCUCGGGCCUCGGGGCGUUGCAGGGCUGCCCGCGCAGCGCGAAGCCGCACCGGUGCGAGGCCUGCGGCAAGAGCUUCAAGUACCACUCGCUGCUGCUGAAGCACCAGCGCAUCCACACGGGCGAGAAGCCCUACGCCUGUCACGAGUGCGACAAGCGCUUCCGCGGCUGGUCCGGCUUCAUCCAGCACCACCGCAUCCACACGGGCGAGAAGCCCUACGAGUGCGGCGAGUGCGGCCGCGCCUUCAGCCACAGCUCGCACUUCACGCAGCACCUGCGCGUGCACAACGGCGAGAAGCCCUACGCGUGCGCCGAGUGCGGCCAGGCCUUCAGCCAGAGCUCCAACCUGCUGCGGCACCGGCGGCUGCACACGGGCGAGAGGCCCUACGCCUGCAGCCAGUGCGGCAAGGCCUUCGUCUGGAGCUCCGUCCUCAUCGAGCACCAGCGCAUCCACACGGGCGAGAAGCCCUACGAGUGCGCCGAGUGCGGCAAGGCCUUCCGCGGCCGCUCGCACUUCUUCCGGCACCUGCGGACGCACACGGGCGAGAAGCCCUUCGCCUGCGGCGCCUGCGGCAAGGCCUUCGGCCAGAGCUCCCAGCUCAUCCAGCACCAGCGGGUGCACUACCGGGAGUAGCGGCCGCGCCGGGCCGGUGGGGCCGGGCGGCGCUCCCACCUCCUCGCCCUUCCGCCUGGCACCGUGCACCCAGCGUCCCCAAUAAAUUCUUUCUAACUGAUGGUA